GCUUUCAUUUCUGUCGUUAGACGGUUAAAGCUAGAGAAGCUGGCAGUAGUUAAAUAGCAGUGGCAGAGGAUGGUGUGUUAAGUUGUUUUGUUUCGAAAUACCUCAGUUAUUCGGCGAAUACCAAAUUUUUUACUUAUUAUACUCAUUGGAAAUACAUAUGCAUUUGACCAUUAUAUAAUCCGUUACUACAUUUGGAACCCUACGUCAGCAAUUGGCCAAGCCAACUCUGGACGAUGACGACAUGAAGUGCAAAUUUUCUUUAAACGAAAUCCAAAUUUGUGGAUCACAGUUUUACUAUAUCGAAAUUGAUCGUGAAAUAUUUUUGUAAAUAUUCUUUUGAAAAUUUGACACAAAUUCUUCAAAUACAGAAAAAAAAUCAUCGACGGAAGUGAACAAUUCCGGAAAAAAAAACUUUUGCUGUGCGCACUUCAGUUGUUGUAGGAUUCUAUAAAUAGACUCAGUUAUUCUGGUUAAUACUGCAAAAUGGGGUGUGGUCUUUCACUUUGUCGCAAAUCCGAUCCAAACUCCUUUCCAGGAUCGCAUGCUGCAACUUCUUUAUCAAUAAAGAGAAACUCGGUUAGCACAAGUCCAGCUAGAAGGAGUGACAACGACCAACUCAAUGAAGAAAUUAAAGAAACGGAUGAUUUUGAAAAAGAGUUGCUGGAACUAAACGAAGAGAAAACUGAAAGGGAAGGUGAUAUGUCCCCUCCGCCAACCUUAGACGAGUCCAUGUCAGAUCACGACUCUUCGCCCGUGACGAUAGCUGCUAUUGUAACUUCGAAGACUCUGGAGUCUCCUCGAAGUGUGAUUUUCACAUCAUUAAGUAGACCAACCAGUGGUUCAUCAGAAAUCCCCAAGAAUUCGGAGGAUUUUAAAGAAGCAGCGGAUUCAUUUGAUGUGAACCGCCGAGUUACUUCGGCUUCAAACAUUCUCGAUUCAGAACCGGAUCUACCAUCAGUACCCAUUGACGAAGUAACAGAUGAGAUGAAUCUUGCUGCUAUUCAAAUACAGUCAGCAUAUCGAGGGCAUCGAGCAAGGAGAGAAAUAAUGGCAACUAACCAAAAUACGGAAAUUGACACGCCCUCGGUAGAUUUGGUUGAGAACAAGGAAGAAGAAUUUGAAAACGAGCAUAUCGAGGGGGAAGUCGAAAAAAUUGAAUUAAAAGAAAGCAAUGAAGAAGACAAAACAAAAGAAAUUGAUGAUAACGUUCAAACAGAUGGGGAAGAAGCUUGUACAUACAAUACCGAUGUAAUUGACUCGGAAUCGGUUGAAAAGAUCUCCGUGGAUAAUGGUGUAUUGGAAGAAGUUUUAGAAGGAAGGACCGACGAUGAAAUUAAUUGCACAGAAGAAAAUUUAGAGGCGCAAACGGAAGAGUUUGUUGAAUCAUUAAUAGAACAAGACUUUACUGAUCCUGUUGAUCCGAUAGAUGAAAUUAAUGAACAGGACGGAGACAACAUUCCUCAAUCAAACAUGAUUAAUUCCGACAAUACCGUGGACUUUGUUUUAGAAGCGACGGAAGUACUUUCAACUGGGGCAAUAGAAGGUGCUCAACUGGAUCAAGAAAAUUGCGAAGCAAGUGACAAGGAAGCUGAAUCUCAAGAAGACAACGGCUUCGAGGAAGAAUUUGAAAAAACAGGCAGUCCUGAAAUGAAUGAGUAUGUAGAAAAAGCUGACAUUGAAAUCGAAAAUGAUCUUUUAACGGAAGAAGAUUCUCAACAAAUUGAUUAUUCAAAUAUUGAAAUGCCAGAGGAUAAACUUGAACUUGAAAAAAUGCAAGAUGACCCAUCGGGAUUAGAAAGUCAUUGCGAUGAUGAAAUUUCGGAAAAUGCUCCAUUGACAGAAAAUCCUGAGCCUAGUGUCGAUCUCCAAGAGGAAAACAUUUAUCCGCCGGACAUGGGUGAGACCAUACCUACCGAUGAAAGAGCUGUAGUGACCGAAGACAACGAAUGGUCCGACUCUAAUCAUAGUCCAUUUGUAGACAAAAUCUCAAGUCCUCAAUUGAACGAAGAUGACGAUCUUAACCAACCUUUAAGUUCAGAUGUUAUGGCAUGUCAAGAAAAUAAUUCAGAAACCGAAGAAGUGCACAAUUACGACGCCUCAGCAAACAUGUUAAGAAGUGACGAAGAAGAAAAUGACACAACAAUAACCGAAGCAGAAACCAAUUCUGAAAUAUCAAAGAGCAUUUUAGAAUGGAUUGAACAGGAAGAUGCCGCACCACAACAAGAAGAAAAUUCAGCAGAAUCGGCCCCGUGUGUACUAGGAGAGAUAGAAACCGUUUCUAACUUGAGCGAUCAUUUGGCUGACCUCACAGAAAAUACAACAAAUUUAGAUGAUGAAACGACAAUAGGCCUACUGGAGAAUAACAUGAUUACCCCUAGUGAUAAUGAGGAUCAUUUGAAGGACACUAAUGAACAAAACGUUGAGUCGGGAGAUAGCCAUGAUGACACGGAUUUAAAAGAGAUUGAAAACAACGUCGCAGUAGAUCAAGACGAUAACGCCUUGUUUGAAGAGGUUGACCAAGAUGCAUCUAAUGAUGACGAAGAAGAAAUCUGGAGCAAAUUGCAGAAAGACAUUGAGUUAGAAGAAGAACAGCAACAUCUUGCAGCCAUCAAAAUUCAAUCUUCGUUCCGUGGCUACAAGACGCGCAAAGAUUUGAACCUCGCCUCUGAUCAAAAAGAGAUUGUAAAAUCAAACGACGAUACCUCCGAACCAACGGACAAUAAUCCAGAGGGAAAUAUUUCUAUGGAAGGGAAUCAGUUUUCUGCAUUGGAAUCUACAUCGGAAAAAUCAUUAGAGGAUAAUGAUCAUGACGACGGGUUAUCUGAAGCUCUUGCUGGCGUUACCGAAACAAUUGCCUCAGUUGCUUUAUUUAUGACGGAUACACCUCAACCUAACUCCACUAUACCUUUUUCAGAAAAUACUCCUGAAGGGGAAAUCAACGAAGUUCAAAAUAAUGAUAAUGACGAAGAAAUUGCUCAGGCACUAUUAGCCAAUGUCAACGAAGUCAAUGACGUUACAGAAGAAUCCAUGCCUAAUGGAGAAGAAAUCAAUAACAUUCAGCUUAUUGAUUCUUAUGUUAUUAUAUCUUCAAUACCAGACAUUCCCAAUAGUCCAACCAUACCAGACACAUCAAACAUCGAAGAUAACCAGGAAAGUGAAACAAAUUCUGACGAAGAAAAAAAUAGUAGUGCUACUACGAUAGUGGAUAACACGGUAAACGAAAUUGUAACCUCUGAUCCAGAGGUUGUUUUUGAGUUGUAUGUCGAAUCCAAUGAAACUACCAACGAUGGCCUUUUGGAAUCAUCUUGGCAACCAAAAGAAAACUCGCCGCAAAGCUUAAAUUAUAAUUACCUGGAACAAGAUGAAAUUCCUAAGAUAAAGCGGAACUUUGAGGAAGAGCAGGAAAACGCAGCUGCAACGAAGAUUCAAGCUGGUUAUCGAGGAUAUCAAGAUAGAAAACGUUUAAAAAUAAUGCAAAAUCAGUUUGACGAAAAUCAGGUAACGAACAAUGAAGAGGAUGAACAUUUAAACGACGAAAUAGAAAAUGCCGCCGCUACAAAAAUUCAAGCUGGUUAUCGUGGACAGCAAGACAGAAAACGUGUAAAACAUUUGAAAGAUAAAAUAACAGCAACUGGUAUGUUGGAGAGCGACGAAGUUCAGUUUGACGAAGCAACAAAGUUAUUUGGUUCUCACGAAAUCAUCCAACAUAACCCACAUAAUCUAACUUUAAUUGAGCUAGAAAACGCUGCUGCAACAAAAAUCCAAGCUAGUUAUCGGGGACAUCAAGAUCGUAAAAGAACAAAACAAUUCAAAGAUAAAAAAACCAACCCUGAUGCAGUGGGCAUCGAUGAACCUCGACUUUUUGAGAAAGAAAUUGUUCAAAAUGAUUCCGACGAAUACAUAGAGGAAACUCAAAAUCUACUAGAAACUGAACAAGAAAACUUUGCUGCCACUAAAAUUCAAUCUAGUUAUCGAGGACAUCAAGAUCGGAAGCGAGUAAAAAAUUUAAAAGAUCAGUUACGUUAUGACAGUAUACAGCCCAAUUCAGCUGUUAUCACUGAAACUCUUCAAUUUGAUGAAACAACUAAUUUGAAUGAUUCUUACAAAGAUAUUCACAGUAAUCAAGUGAAUUUUACUUCGAUUGAAGUAGAAAAUGCUGCAGCAACAAAAAUUCAAGCUGGUUAUCGGGGACAUCAAGAUCGUAAAAGAGUUAGAGAAUUAAAAGAUCAUAUUACGAAUCCUGAUAUUGUGGAUAUUGAUAAAACUCAACUUGUUAAAACCACAGACCUUAAUUCUUCUGACGACUUUGUUUUACAGACUCAACCUUACAUAACUUCGAUUGAAGUAGAAAACGCCGCUGCAACAAAAAUUCAAGCUGGAUAUCGGGGACAUCAAGAUCGGAAAAGAGUACAACAUCUUAAAAAUCAAAUUUCCGAAAAUAAAAUGUUAGACAAUAGCGAAAAUCCAUAUGAUAAUGAAACUAUUCCUUUUAUUUCCGAGGAUUAUGUUCUUAAAUCUACACAACCAGAAGUAUCCUUAUUGUUUGAAGAAGAAAACGCUGCUGCAACAAAAAUUCAAGCUAAUUUUCGGGGACAUCAAGAUCGGAAAAGAGUGCAACUUCUUAAAGUCAAUAAUCAAAUAGCAGAAAAUCAAGUAUUCGACAAUAAUGAAGAAAAUCAAUCUGAUGAAGAAUCUAUUCCUUUUAUUUCCGAUGAAUAUGUUCUUAAAUCGAAUCAACCAAAAGUAACUUCAUAUGAACAAGAAAACGCCGCUGCAACAAAAAUUCAAGCUAGUUAUCGGGGACAUCAAGAUAGGAAAAGAGUACAACAUCUUAAAGAUCAAAUAACAGAAAAUCAAGCAUUAGACAUUGAAGAAAAUCAAUCUGAUGACGAAUCUAUUCCGUUUAUUUCUGAUGAUUAUGUUCUUGAAUCUACUCAACCAGAAGUAACCUCGUUUGAAGAAGAAAACGCUGCUGCAAUAAAAAUUCAAGCUAGUUAUCGGGGGCAUCAAGAUCGGAAAAGAGUACAACAUCUUAAAGGUCAAAUAGCAGAAAAUGAAGUAUUAGACAAAAAAGAAAAUCAAUCAGUUGAAUCUAUUCAGUUAAUUUCUGACGAUAUUGUUCUAAAACCUACUCAACCAGAAACAAUCUCGUUUGAACAAGAAAACGACGCUGCAACAAAAAUUCAAGCGAGUUAUAGAGGCCAUCAAGAUCGGAAAAGAGUACGACACAUUAAAGAUCAAAAAGCAGAAAAUCAAGUAUUAGAUCAUGACAAAAAACAUUAUGAUGAAGAAUCUAUUUCGUUUAUUUCCGACGAUUGCGUUCUUAAACCUAUUCAACCAGAAGUAAUAACUUUGUUUGAACUAGAAAACGCUGCUGCAACAAAAAUUCAGGCUGGUUAUCGGGGACAUCAAGACCGGAAAAGAGUACAGCAUCUUAAAGGUCAAGUAGCCGAAAAUAUAGUAAUAGAGAAUGAAGAAAAUCAGCAUGUUCAAGGAACGCUUCAGAUUAAUUCUGAUGAAUAUGCUCUUAAACAUUCUCAACCAGAAGUAUCUUCGGUUGAACUAGAAAACGCUGCUGCCACAAAAAUUCAAGCGAGUUAUAGAGGACAUCAAGAUCGCAAACGAGUUAAACAUUUCAAAGCUGAAUUAACGUACGCAAAGAAAGCAGAUGAAAUUGAACUUGAUAAUACUAGUGCGGAAAAAACAAUAGUAUAUGAGUGCGACGAUUUAAUUCGAAAUGCAGCUGCCAGAUCAAACGUAACUUCAGCUGAACUAGAAAAUGCUGCUGCGACAAAAAUUCAAUCCGGAUUUCGAGGACACCAAGAUCGUAAAAGAGUACAACAUUUGAGAGAAAAUAAUUCAGCUUCGAAAUAAUUUCCUCGAAGAUACGUAGAUGAACGGAUAUUUCCACGUACUUACAUUUUGAUAGGCCUACUAGUUAGAAACAAUUUAGGAAUGCUUUUAAGUUUAAGAUUAUGAAAGUUAAGUAGUAUACCGUAUAGGUUUCUUUACAAACUAACUAUCAUAUUUGUUGUGGCAAAUAGAGUGGCUUACGUCCGAAGUUGCCAGUUCGAUUAAAGCGAAAAAAAAAAAAAAAAUUGGGCACGAACUGGUAAUUGUUCUUGCAUGGUGGCUUAUGGAGUUUCUUUGGUGUCAUUAUUAGUUUUAUUUUUCCAUUUCAGUCAUCUUCAGUUCCCUUUUAUAAUUGGAUAACUACGUUUCUUCGUUAUCUGGUGAUAUUAUUAUUUUUAUUUUACCUCGAUUUUCAUUGUAGUUUAUUUAUUGUUAAUUUUUAAGAAAACGGCAUUUUGGAUGUUUACAAAGACUAGUAUAGUACAUCCUGCGAUUCCUGCCCCGAGCAAAGAGGGAACCCCGUGCACUACUGCACCCCUUUGUCUCCUCUUAAGCUUCUUCUUCGUCUCUUUUUCCCAUUCUUCCCUUGGGCGGCAAGAAAUGGAUAUAUUUUUAUAAACGGUUAAUGACGGACGGGACGGGACGGACGGUUACAAAAAAAUAAAUAAUAAAUAAACUAAAAUGAAUAUCGAGGUAAAAUAAAAAUAAUAAUAUCACCUGAUAACGAAGGAAUGUAGUUAUCAAAUUAUAAAUGGGAACUGAAGAUGACUGAAAUGGGAAAAAAAAAACUAAUAAUGACACCGGCAAAACUUCAUAAACCACCAUGCAAGAACGAUUACAGUUCGCGUCCAUUUUUCUUAUUCGAUUUAUUCGAACUGGAAACUCGGACGUUGGCCACCUCUAUUGAAUCUAUUGCCACGAAGAUCGGCUGCUUGGCUGCGUCCUGGUAAGGAGUGUUGUCCCCCUAUACCCUAUCCGCGGGCCUGCUGAGACUAAGCUUGCACCUACUUCUCCGCCCCCCGCCCCCCCCCCCCCUAAAAAAAAAAAACCAUUGCCACAAUAUCACACGGGCCUUAUGUCCCAUAAGGCCCGUCCGUACUUGUUUCUUUUUUUUAAUUUUUGUAUGAAAGACAUUUGUGUUUAUUUCGAAAUAAAUUUAUGUUAAUCAUUAAGACCUGCUGGAUUUUCUUAUAUUUUUUCGUCUUCGAUCGCGUUAUUUUAAGCUUAGGAAAAUAAUUAUAAGAAGAAAUGGAGGGAAAGCGCUCCUAAAUUUCUAGUAGUAUAGUGCAGCGAUUGCAAAAAGAGACUCGUGAUCACAUCUGCAGCGACGCGAGUCUCUUGAAAUGGCUGCACUACUACUAGAAAUAGAGGUGCGCUUUCCCUCCCGCACGAAAGAUUGCUUGACUACUAAUAUACGAUACGAAGAUUACAGAACGUAUACCCAAAUUUACUUUUAGCCUCAUCUAUUAAAUCUAAUACACAUUUUUUGAUCGUAUUUUGUGUUGACGCUAAAAGAGAACUGAAGUCCUCUACCUAUAAUAUUAUAGUAGGCUUUACAAUAACAUACCAUAAAAUUAUGCCCUCUGAAUGGAGAGAAGAUCAAGCUCGGAUUCCUAGUUAAAAUCAGAAAAAAAUUAUAUUUAUUCCACAGUCUAUAGGCUACCCUGUAAUCUGUAAAGAUUAGUCGUGCACAAUUCAUCUUUGUACUUUAUACCAUAUAAAUUGAAAAUACAUUUGCGAAUACAACA
Molecule: messenger RNA, 7601 nt
Organism: Daphnia pulex (common water flea)
Lineage: Eukaryota; Metazoa; Arthropoda; Branchiopoda; Diplostraca; Daphniidae
Exons: 3
Coding region: 484-5874 (1796 amino acids)
Molecular function (GO): calmodulin binding
Source: RefSeq, a predicted model, not a curated record